AUGGGUCGAAGAAAGAUCGAGAUCAAGGCGAUCAAAGAUGAUCGCAACCGUUCAGUUACUUUUCUUAAACGGAAGGGUGGUCUCUUCAAGAAGGCACACGAACUUGCUGUCCUAUGUUCGGUAGAUGUCGCCGUCAUCAUUUUUGGCCACAACAAGAAGCUCUACGAAUUCUCAUCAUGUGAUAUGCGUGAAACGCUACAUCGAUAUCAAUAUCUCGGUCCGCCGCAUGAGCAUAAGGGUCCCGAGGAUUUCAACGGCAGGCGAGACGAUGAUGACGAUGACGAUGAAGAUGGAAUGACACCGGCCCCCGAGGAUAUGCAUCCUACACCUCCCCAGAAUGCUCCUGCGAUGAUCCCAGCGCAUAUCCAAGGCCAUCCGGGCUUCCAACACGUCAAUCAUGCACCAUCGGCCUCCCCCCCAAUUGCCAAUGGCAUCCCUUUCAACCCCCGCCAUGGCACGCCUCAGCCGCAGGGAGUCUCGAGGCCUUCGUCUAGGAAUCAUCUUCGCCGAGUAAGCUCGAGUAUGGGCAAUCAGUCUCACCAUGCCACUCCUCCACCCCCACCGCCGUCUCAGAAUGGUUUCGCCUACAUGCCCAAUCCUUCCGUGUACAAUCCAAACCUCAGCCAGCAGUCUCAGCGAUCCGGCCAGUUUGCACAUUACGGCCAUCCUCCCGGACCGCAACACCCACAUCCACCGCCCCCUCAGCACCAGCAGAUGCCUCCGCAUUCCUUGCCGCCACACUCGAUGCCUCCGCAAUCCAUUGCCUCACACCAUCAUACCCCCCCGCCGCACAUCCAACAUCAACAUCCUCAUCUCAUGGCACCGCAAGCGCCUCCCAUGGGUCUUUCACAAGCCCCCCACGCCCCAGUAUCGCAUGUUGCCCAAGCGUACUUGCCGGAGCAAGGGAGGAACUCGAUGCCUCCAACCUUCGCAUCGGAGCCACAGCAACCGCCACCACGAACGGUAUCGCUACCGGAAGCGCCCCUAGCCGAUCAAAUUCCGGGGCCCGUAAAAGCGGAGGGUACUCCAUCCCCACCGCACCAGCGGUCGCUGUCGUCCAAGUCCCGCAGUAUCUUUACGCCGAUCGAUGAUCGUGGUUCUGUUUUAGCCCGCCACUUUGGAGUCGGCCCGCCAACGUCACCAAACUCCCAGCUCAAAGCUGAAGGGUCGCAGGGAGAAUUAACCGAAACAAAGCCCGUGAGCCAUCCGGUUGUACCGCCGCCGCCUCCCGCUGCAACAGAAACUCCGUCGGCCACCAAGCUUAAACCACCUAUACGAACGAAUAGUGGCCAAUUGCCGAAGCGCCCCCAGCUGAAAGUGCAAAUCCCAAGCGAGAACUCCGAUCACGGCAGUGCUACGGCGGAAUCGUCGUCGCGCGACUCAGCGGGGAAUAAGACCCUGACUCCUGCUAAAGCGAACGCUGACGCCGGCCAUCCUGGAGUGGUUUUACCUCCACCGUCACCGUCGGCCAGCGCAAUCCUCAGCGCGGGGGCUCAAGGGCCUCCAAAUCCGUUUGCGAGACCACCACCCCCAGGUGCAACUGCACAGAACAAUAAUGCGUAUAGCAGUAAUAACAGUAUAGAGACUCCCAUGUCCGCCCUCCCUAGCCGCUUUGUCUCCGAUGCUCUCCUCCCCUCGCCGUCCAGCUUCUUCCCCGAAUGGGGCUUUGGCCGUUCUGGUCCGGACAGUAAUAUGCUCCCCAGCCCUCUCACAUUCCCGACUCCAGCGGUGCAGACGGGGCCUGGCUUUGCGCGAGACGACGAGCAAGACAAAAAACGCAAGAGCCCCGAUAGUGGAACCAAUACCGACGGAACCAUGAAGAAAGCAAAGACGUGA
Aspergillus tanneri is the source of this 1836-nucleotide messenger RNA. RefSeq names its product SRF-type transcription factor RlmA (gene rlmA). Gene Ontology annotation, molecular function: DNA-binding transcription factor activity, RNA polymerase II-specific; RNA polymerase II cis-regulatory region sequence-specific DNA binding; protein dimerization activity. Lineage: Eukaryota; Fungi; Ascomycota; Eurotiomycetes; Eurotiales; Aspergillaceae. Bases 1 to 1836 code for a protein of 611 amino acids. The record is from RefSeq and is a predicted model, not a curated record. Gene Ontology annotation, biological process: positive regulation of transcription by RNA polymerase II. The transcript has 3 exons.